AUGGGUGUUGAGGGUGUAGAUCAACAAACAAAUUCAGGAGUAAGGAGAAGAGUAUGUUCAUGCACGAAAGACGAUUUUCUUCCUGAGGAAUCGUUCAAAAGCUGGGGAAACUACGCGAAUGCACUAAUACAAAUGCCAACAAGACUAAUCGAUAGGAUCCUAACACGUUCUGAAGACGAGGAAGAGUUGGAAGAAGCAAAGUCGCGGAGCCAGAAUGAAAUGAAGAAAGCACUUACUUGGUGGGAUUUGAUAUGGUUUGGAUUGGGAGCUGUUAUUGGAGCUGGAAUAUUUGUUCUUACAGGCCUUGAAGCUAAUCAAGAAGCUGGUCCUGCUGUUGUUUUAUCAUAUGUUGUGUCUGGUGUCUCUGCUUUGCUCUCUGUAUUUUGCUACACCGAGUUCGCGGUUGAGAUUCUUGUAGCAGGUGGUUCAUUUGCCUACUUGAGGGUGGAGUUAGGUGACUUUGUUGCCUUCAUUGCUGCUGGUAAUAUACUUCUUGAAUAUGUCAUUGCUGGUGCUGCAGUAGCUCGUACGUGGACUUCCUAUUUCGCGACUCUACUAAACUUCAGCUCGGAUAAAUUCCUCAUCAAAGUGGACAGUUUAGCAGAAGGAUACAACGAGUUAGAUCCGAUUGCUGUUGGAGUUUGUAUCAUCAUCUGUAUAAUUGCAAUACUUAGUACAAAGGGCUCGUCUCGUCUCAAUUACAUAGCCACUAUUGUUCACAUUUUCGUGAUCUUUUUCAUCAUCAUUUGUGGCCUAAUAAAGUCGGAUACCAAGAACUACACCCCCUUUGCUCCAUUUAAAGUUCGCGGGAUUUUCAAAGCUUCUGCAGUUCUGUUCUUCGCGUAUGUUGGAUUCGAUGCUGUUUCUACUAUGGCUGAAGAAACUAAAAAUCCAGGCAGAGAUAUUCCAAUUGGACUAAUUGGUUCUAUGGUGAUCACAACUUUUCUGUACUGUUUACUAGCCAUGACUUUGUGUCUGAUGCAGCCAUAUCAGAAGAUUGAUACUCAAGCACCAUUCUCCGUGGCGUUUAAAUCUGUUGGAUGGAAUUGGGCACAGUAUAUCGUAGCUGCAGGGGCGUUGAAAGGAAUGACAUCGGUGUUGCUGGUGGGAGCAGUUGGUCAGGCUCGUUAUCUAACUCAUAUAUCACGAACUCACAUGAUGCCUCCUUGGUUUUCUCAAGUAAAUGCCAAGACAGGUACACCAGUCAAUGCCACUGCUGUAAUGUCAUGUGCAACAGCAAUCAUUGCCUUAUUCACGAAACUCGAUAUCCUCUCCAACCUCCUAUCAAUCUCCACUCUCUUCAUCUUCAUGCUCGUUGCCCUUGCUCUCCUCGUUAGACGUUACGACGUUCAUGGUGAUACAACUAUAGCAAAUCGCAACAAACUUAUCACGUUUCUCUUGAUCAUUCUUGCAUCCUCAAUCGCCACGUCUACUUAUUGGGGACUAAGUAAAGAUGGUUGGAUUGGCUAUUGCAUAACCUUGCCAAUAUGGUUACUAGCAACAAUUGGACUAUGGUAUUUUGUUCCUCAAGCUAGAAAACCAAAACUUUGGGGUGUACCACUAGUGCCAUGGUUACCAUCAGCUUCAAUUGCUAUCAACAUUUUUCUAUUAGGUUCAAUAGAUAGAGCUUCAUUCAUGAGAUUUGGUGUCUGGACUGGCUUGAUGUUGGUGUAUUACUUGUUUUUUGGACUUCAUGCUUCUUAUGACACUGCAAAAGAGUUUAAAAGGGGUAGAGGAUGGAAGAAUAUUGAAGAGGGAAAUGGUGUAGAUAGCAAAGAUAUUGUUCCUAGUGCACCUAUGUAA
Molecule: messenger RNA, 1803 nt
Organism: Solanum pennellii
Lineage: Eukaryota; Viridiplantae; Streptophyta; Magnoliopsida; Solanales; Solanaceae
Product: cationic amino acid transporter 1-like
Exons: 4
Coding region: 1-1803 (600 amino acids)
Biological process (GO): amino acid transport; transmembrane transport
Cellular component (GO): plasma membrane
Molecular function (GO): L-glutamate transmembrane transporter activity; L-lysine transmembrane transporter activity
Source: RefSeq, a predicted model, not a curated record